Messenger RNA from Anneissia japonica, 1029 nucleotides. Its product is annotated as density-regulated protein homolog. The record is from RefSeq and is a predicted model, not a curated record. Lineage: Eukaryota; Metazoa; Echinodermata; Crinoidea; Comatulida; Comatulidae. Gene Ontology annotation, biological process: translation reinitiation; formation of translation preinitiation complex. The transcript is spliced from 6 exons. Gene Ontology annotation, molecular function: translation initiation factor activity; mRNA binding. The coding region runs from base 110 to 610 and encodes 166 amino acids.
UAGGCGUGGUUAACCUUGCUUGCCGCUUCUUGUUGGUGGCAAAUAAUUAUGACAGGUUAAAGGUUAGGCCUUCACAAAACGCAAACUUGCUGUCGAUAACGAAAACAAGAUGGCAGAGGUAGAGGUGUCAUACCCACUGGAUGUUGUAUACUGUGGAAAUUGUUCUAUGCAACCAGAACUAUGUGAGUAUAGUCCUGAGUAUGAGAAAUGCAAGGAAUGGCUGCAGACAAAUUUUCCAGACAUGUUUGAUGCAAUGAUGUCAUUAAAAGAUGGAGAUGCAGAGGGCGGCGAGAAAAAGAAGAAACAAAAGAGAGGUGGAAAAGGAGUUUUGAAAACCAAAAAGAAAGCAGAACCCCAGACUAUUACUAUUCGUCGACAACAACGAAACAAGAAGAAAACUGUUACUAUUAUCAAAGGUCUCAACACACACGAUAUUGAGCUUGCCACUGCGGCCAAGCACUUCGCACAAAAGUUUUCUUGUGGCUCAUCGGUAACUGGUGAUGACGAAAUCAUCAUACAAGGAGAUGUGACUGAUGAUGUCAUAGAUUUACUAGAAAAAAAAUAUUCGAUUGAGAUGAAAUACAUUGAAGAUUUAGGUAUGAAGAAAUGAAAAUACAUGUGACAUCACAAAGUAGAACAAGGAUCGUUGAGUUAACACAGCUUUGUAUCAGGAACUGAAGCUGGCAGGCUCGAAUCCAUCAGUGUGUGCUCAUGCAUUAUGGACAUACUGUAUACUGCAACUGGAAUAUGUUGAUGCUUGAUGUCUAAUCAGACACUUCAUGCGGCUCAGCAGAUAUUUUUUGAACGACAACAUAAAUGAUAACUAAGGGCCUAUUGUAUUGUAUUGUCAUUAUUUUAUUGAUAUCUUUGUGCAAUGUGGCUAUAGAGGGCGCUGUGUGAUUGGAUGUCACAAUCAGCAUGAUUAUUUACUACUAGUAGAAUAUUGUACAUGAAUAUUGUCAUUGAAUUCUUGCUUAUUGCUGACUUAUAAUUUAUGAAAAUAAACGAUGAUAUUAAAUGAAAUCUUCA